Acipenser ruthenus (sterlet) is the source of this 4226-nucleotide messenger RNA. RefSeq names its product GTP-binding protein 2-like. NCBI's taxonomy places the organism in Eukaryota, Metazoa, Chordata, Actinopteri, Acipenseriformes, Acipenseridae. Gene Ontology annotation, biological process: translational elongation. The record is from RefSeq and is a predicted model, not a curated record. The coding region runs from base 243 to 2045 and encodes 600 amino acids. The transcript has 12 exons. Gene Ontology annotation, molecular function: GTP binding; translation elongation factor activity; GTPase activity.
GUAAUGUUAAUAUUCAGGAGGUUUCUGACGUAUCUCAUUAAUAUUACUCGUUUCGUCUCUUCUGACGUAUUUCCGCACGGACUGGGCAGACUUAGGGUUAUGUUAUUGUUGUUAUUGUAGGCAGAGUAGGUUUUAUUUUUUUUUCAUUUUUUGUCCUUGCCCCGCGUCCCCGAACGCAUUAGUGUGAAUGUCCCACUAUUCUGUGACAAUUAUCUGGAGGAUUCAAGGGUAUCGAUGCUGUGAUGGAUCCGCGGGUGGCAGAGUUUUUCGGUACCGGUUCCGGAUUGAUGGCGGGGCCGCAGGGACUAAAUUCGGGUUCGGGCAAUGGUUUGAGUUUGAUGUCAAUAAAAUCCUACGCAAAAAACAGCAAAAAAGUAAAAAACCGAGCAACCAGAAAUACGAAACCCAGCAACAACCCACCUUAUUUACCUCCUGAGGCUGAAGAAGGAAAUAUAGAGUACAAGUUGAAGCUGGUGAACCCCACACAGUACCGCUUUGAGCACCUGGUGACGCAGAUGAAGUGGCGGCUGCAGGAGGGCCGUGGGGAGGCGGUGUACCAGAUCGGGGUGGAGGACAAUGGCCUGCUGGUGGGCCUGUCUGAGGAGGACAUGAGAGCCUCGCUCAAGACGCUCCGCAGGAUGGCUGAGAAGGUUGGAGCUGACAUCACAGUCAUCAGAGAGAGAGAGGUAGACUAUGACUUGGACAUCCCAAGAAAAAUCGCAGAGGUUUUAGUGAGGAAAGUUCCAGACGACCAGCAGUUCCUGGACCUGCGGGUGGCAGUGCUGGGGAACGUGGACUCAGGCAAGUCUACCCUGCUGGGCGUGCUGACGCAGGGAGAGCUGGAUAACGGGCGGGGGCGGGCACGCCUCAACCUCUUCAGACACCUCCACGAGAUCCAGUCUGGCAGGACCUCCAGCAUCAGCUUUGAGAUCAUGGGCUUCAACAGCAAAGGGGAGGUGGUAAACUACAGCGAAUCACGGACAGCAGAGGAGAUCUGUGAGAGUGCCUCCAAGAUGAUCACCUUCAUCGACCUGGCUGGCCACCACAAGUACUUGAAAACAACCAUCUUCGGCCUGACCAGCUACUGCCCUGACUUUGCCAUGCUGGUAGUUGGUGCUAACACAGGCAUAGCUGGCACGACGCGAGAGCACCUGGGCCUGGCCAUGGCUCUGAAGGUCCCCAUCUUCAUAGUGGUCAGCAAGGUGGACCUGUGCACCAAGAGCACCAUCGAGCGCACGGUCAAGCAGCUGGAGAGGAUCCUAAAGCAGCCCGGCUGUAACAAGGUCCCCAUGCUGGUGGCCACUGCAGAUGAUGCCGUCACUGCCGCCCAGCAGUUUGCACAGUCCCCCAGUAUCACGCCGAUUUUCACACUGUCCAGCGUCUCGGGUGAAAACCUGCAUCUACUGAAGGUUUUCUUCAAUAUCAUCCCACCACUGAGCAACAGCAAGGAGCAGGAGGAGCUGAUGCAGCAGCUGACAGAGUUCCAGGUUGAUGAAAUCUACACAGUACCUGAAGUUGGAACAGUUGUUGGGGGAACUCUCUACAGUGGUAUCUGCCGGGAAGGCGAGCGGCUGGUGGUAGGUCCCACUGAUGACGGGAACUUCCUGGAGCUGAAGGUGUGCAGCAUCCAGAGGAACCGCUCAGCCUGCAGGGUCCUCCGGGCCGGCCAGGCAGCCACGCUGGCACUGGGCAACUUCGACAGGUCCCUGCUGCGCAAGGGCAUGGUGAUGGUGAGUCCUGAGAUGAACCCCACGAUAUGCUGGAUGUUCGAAGCGGAGAUCGUGCUGCUGUUCCACGCCAAGACUGUCAGAAAGGGCUUCCAGGUCACUGUCCACGUGGGCAACGUCCGACAGACUGCCAUUGUUGAGUGCUUACAUGGAAAGGAUGAGCUGCGGACAGGGGAGAAGGCUGUAGUGUGUUUUAAGUUCAUAAAGCACCCGGAGUACUUGAAAAUCGGCGCCAAAUUACUCUUCCGAGAGGGAGUAACGAAAGGGAUCGGACACGUUGCCAGCCUGCACCCUCUCUUUAUGGACCAAUACAACUAGGAAGUGCAGAGAAGAGAGAGAAUUGAAAAAGGGACAUACAAGCUCCACCGGACCUCAUCAAUACCGCAGCCCUGAGCAGGUAGCCCUUUAAACCACGUUUAAACAACAGCCACAGAGUGGAGGAUGAAGGAUGAUACUAUUUUGCACAGCCCUGUAUUUUAGCCUACCGAGUGUCAUGCCAGUGCAGUCCUUCCAUUAACUUGCUCAUUGUUCAACACGGGGCACUUUAAUAAUGCCAGUUUCCAAAUGUUUUAAUCAUUUUUAGCCUAUUCAUUUGAGUUAGGGUUGUGCGUUAAAACUGGUUUUAUGUUUUGUAUGAACUUAAACUUUCUGUCUCAUUCUCUUUUUGAGAUUUUGACUUUUUAAAAUGUUAUUUCUAUUGAGAUUUUGUCAAGCAGUCUACAAAGUGUCGAGGUGCUGCAACAAGCAUCUCCUACAGCGAUCCAGAGCAAUACAGAACCCAGAAUGCUGAAUACCUAUUACUCUGGUAACAACCCUGAGCUUGCUCAAAACCUCCUGGCAAUGCAGAUUGAAAUAAGGGUUUUACUACAAAAAACAAGCAAACGUAUUAACAAUGUUACUGAAAAGAAGAAAAAGAAACAGUGCAAACUCAGAUAAGAAGCACUACAAAUUCUCAUGUUACUAUAUAUAUAUAUAUAUAUAUAUAUAUAUAUAUAUAUAUAUAUAUAUAUAUAUAUAUAUAUAUAUAAUGCACUUUGGCAAUGGAAAUCGGUAUUAUUGGAAACUAUUGUGAAGUGUUGACAUUUUAAUUUUUAAAGCAAUUUAGGAAGAUUAACCCAGUUUUUCACAGUGUCCAGUCAAGAAGGAAAGAUAUCAGACGUGCUAAACAGAUAGUGAGAAGUUAUAUAUAUAUAUAUAUAUAUAUAUAUAUAAUCAGGGCUGUCACUCGAUUAAAAUUUUUGAUUGGUUAUUUUUUGGGCAUUAGUUGAUUAAUCGGUAGAUUCAUCCCUGCACAUUUUUAAUAAAGGUAACGAUCUUAUAGUGGCUGUCCUGCAUAUUAAUACAUAAAAAAAAUCAGUAGACUCUAAAAUAACAUAAGACAAUGGGAAUUUGGUCAUUUUAAAAGCGUUUUUAUUUCAGUAAAUGUAGCACAUUUUCACAGAACAACAUCAAUCCAUGAAAGAGUUUAAUAGCAAAAUAUAAUGCACAAAAACUGAAUUGAUUUUUUUUUUUUGUACAAAUCAAAUUUGUGUGUGUAUAUAUAUAUAUAUAUAUAUAUAUAUAUAUAUAUAUAUAUAUAUAUAUCUGAAUGCAGUUUUGUUAAAUUCUCAUGGGAAAUAAGCUCAGCCAAAUAGCAGCUUUUUAGACCUGACUGUCUGCUGAGUUAAAAUAUUGAUUCAUUUGUAUGUACUUAUGUCCACAGUCCAAAUUCUGAGAUGUUACUAGCAGCUGAAGGAUUCAUUGCACUGAGUUGCUUCGUUUUUUUUUGUUCAUUUCCAUUGUUUCAGUAUGACUGCCAAUGUUCUACACAGGAGAUAUUGUUCAUUUCACUGUUGGUCAAUGUGGUGAAAGGGGUAAAAAUAUAACCGGAGGGAGAGUUACAUUUCAAAAGGUGCUAUUCCUUGAAAAAACCUUUUUGUAUACUUUCUGGACGUUUUCAACAAUGCAGAGGAGAACAGCAUCAAUUCAGCACGACCUCCUCUCUUUUUUAAGCUGUUAGGUGACUGCUAUAUUCAGCAACAUUAAUUAUGACUGACCGUUCUCUCUUUUUGAAAACAAUGAGAAUGCAGGCAAGAAGUGUAUUUAUAGUUUUAUGCUUAAACUGUUGAUUUUAUAUGUGUGUUUCCUGUGCAGUUACAGAAAAAUGCACAACUGAACAAUGUAGAACCAGUUUAAAAAAAAAAUAAAAAUAAUGUAAUCAUAUUUCAUGUUCAACUAUUUGAAAAUACCUGUUUUGUGUUUUGCAAGUAGCUAUUGAUUUUAUAAAUUCUAGUCGUGUAGUAGACCCCCUGAGACUCAGCAGAGUUCACUGCAGGCUGAGUUUCACUGAUGGGAAAAAAAAAAAAAAAAAAAAGAUAGCUGACAGGGGGAACUCGGCUAACUAUAUAAUAUUUUAAACUCUGCGUUUGGGUGGAGUAUCGCAUGUUUAUGUACAAAUCAAAUUUGUAUAUGUGGUGUACAUAAAUAAAAAUAAAAAAGACUUGGUUUUAAUAAGUUUUU